CGUUGACAUAACCAGCAGUGCCACGAUCGGUCGCAGCACACACCACACGGAUUAUACACUAUCAUCACAGCACCACCAACUCGCACCUCGCACCUCGCGCAUCCCACAUCCCACAUCCCAGAGAUGAAGCUCUCUUCCAGCUCGAGGAGCAUUCGCCUGCUGCUGGCCAUCGCUCUAACCAUUGCCAUGGGCUCGGCCGAGGCGGGUCGUCUGCGCCUGCGCCACUCCAGCCGCCAGUUUGCGCCCACCACAGCCACAGCGACAGUAACAGCCACAGAUAAAGCUCCCGCUCCCGCCCCCACCACAACCGACAGUGAAGUGGCCGCUGGGGAGACCUCGGUGGUGGUGGUGCAGCCGGCGGAGGAGAGCAGUGAGGCACCUGCCAGUGAGGCUGCCGCCGAUCUGACUACCGGCAAGCACAAGCGGGGCAUCUUGCAUGGCCACCAUGGCCACGCCCUGCAUCCCGCUGCCGCUGCCGCCUGGCCGGCACGCACCUAUGCCGCCCACUAUGGUUACAGCUUCCAGCUGCCCGGCGCCAGCAGCUUCCUGGCCGCAGGCCCCGCCGCCAUUGCCGCACCCGCCCAUGUUCCCAUCGGAGCGCAUCGUCAUGGGUUCGUGAAAUUCGGCGCCGUCUCCCCGCUGCAUCACGGGCUGCACCUCAAGCCGCUCUCGCUGGCCGGAGCAGCCACUGGUCCAGGGCUGGCAGCUGCCUUCCUGCCCGGUGCUGGAUCCCUGGCACCUGCGCUGCCCACGGGAGUCGCCGCCGUGGCACCGCCCUCGUAUGUGCUGCGUCCCGGCAAUGCCGUCGUCUCCUCCUACAGCGUCAACUAUCCGCAGCAGCAUCUGCACAAGCCCCAAGUGGUGUUCUCUGCCGGCGCCAGGCCAGUGCAUGGCCAUGUUCAUGCCGUGCAGCCCACUUAUGUGCAGGCCCUGGCCCCUGCUCCAGCACCGGCAGUGCCUGUUCAACCCGUUCAACCUGUUCAGUCGUUCCAACCCAUUCAACCGGUGCAGCAUUACCAGCCCUUGCAGCCAGUGCAUCCCGUGCAGCCCGUGCAGCACUUCCAUGCUGUGCAGCCUGUGCAGCAUCCAUCGGUGACCUUUGGUCUGCCCUCUCCCGUUCCAGUUCCAGCUGAACAGCCAAACAUUUCCUUCAUUCCGCAUUUCUCGGGGGGACCGCCACAACCGCAGGGAUUUCCAGCUGUUCCGACCUUCUCCUUCCAGCCCGCUCAGCCUGCUCAGCCGGCGCAGCCUGCCCAACCGGCCCAACCAGCGGCGCCAGCACCAGAGGCGCCAGAGAUCCCUGACAUUCCGCAGAUCCCUGCCAUCCCCCAGAUCCCUGCCAUUCCACAGAUCCCUGCCAUUCCACAGAUCCCUGCCAUUCCGCAGAUCCCGUCCAUUCCACAGUUCCCAGUGAGCCCACAGUUUCCGGGCAUUCCCACGUUCCAGGGCUUUCCCCAGUUCACCGGCUUCCCGCAGGUGCCACAAUUUCCACAAGCACCAACGGCACCCCAGGCACCGCCCAACAGCCAAUUCUUUCCCACGUCCGUGCAGCCACCGCUGCCCCAGCAGCCACCCACGUUCAUCCAGACGGAGGCGCAGUUCCCGGGCGGAAUAGUACCGCUGCCGGGCUCGAGUCCAGUGCUUCCCGAAACUGGCACAGCCAUAGCCUCGCCCCAGAUACCUCCCCAGGCGCCAGAGCAGCCAGAGCCCGAGCAGUCGCCACCACCACCGCUGCCCACAGUGCGUCCCACACAUCAGCAGCCACAGCCUCAGUACCCACAGCAGCCUCAGCAGCCACAGCAGCCGCAACAGCCAUGGAAGCCGGUCUUCUAUCAGCCGCCAACAGACUCCGCCAACCGUCCAUCGAUCACACUGCUGCCGCCCUACGGCAGUGGCGCACCGGCAGAGGGCUAUCUGCCGCCCGUCGGCUCACAGCCAUCGGCUUUCAGUUCCUCCAGCGGCGGUGUCGGCAGCCAGGGUGGCAUCUUCGAUCAGCUAAGCGACGCGGAGCUGGAGCACAUCUUUGCCCAGGCCAAUCUUGCGCAGCAGCAGCACCACGCCCGCUCCCGCACCAACGCCUAUCAGCACUACUGA
Messenger RNA from Drosophila subobscura, 2094 nucleotides. RefSeq names its product extensin. Lineage: Eukaryota; Metazoa; Arthropoda; Insecta; Diptera; Drosophilidae. The coding region runs from base 124 to 2094 and encodes 656 amino acids. The transcript has 3 exons. The record is from RefSeq and is a predicted model, not a curated record.